AUGUCUAGCCCCUUUGCUGUUAGCAGCCCUGCAUUGAUAGCGCCCGCCCGACUACGUUUGGAAGGACAGGGAGAAGGUUCAGACUCUGGCUCAGGCUCAGAGUCUGAGAUGAGUGCCGGCCCAAAUACAGUAACAGGACGCCACAAGCGAGACAUAAUGCCAUGUACAUGGAAGGAGCGACUCAGCGGUCCGGCUGUACCUGCAGGAAAAGCGGGUGACGGGAAGGGCUUAUGGGCACCAGAUGCCAAGUAUGCACUAGCUGAUGUCAUACCCGUUCUUCCUGUCGAGAUGACGCAAGACUCCGAGAGAUCUGCAAGAUCAGCGGCACGACGGGGUCUGGGUUCUGGGAUCGGUGCGGGACAAGCAUGGGAAUCGUGUGCACAUGUUGGUCUAUUCCUACACUAA
Molecule: messenger RNA, 405 nt
Organism: Pyrenophora tritici-repentis Pt-1C-BFP
Lineage: Eukaryota; Fungi; Ascomycota; Dothideomycetes; Pleosporales; Pleosporaceae
Source: RefSeq, a predicted model, not a curated record